Cucumis sativus (cucumber) is the source of this 638-nucleotide messenger RNA. RefSeq lists its product as uncharacterized. Gene Ontology annotation, biological process: mRNA splicing, via spliceosome. Lineage: Eukaryota; Viridiplantae; Streptophyta; Magnoliopsida; Cucurbitales; Cucurbitaceae. The record is from RefSeq and is a predicted model, not a curated record. The transcript is spliced from 3 exons. Gene Ontology annotation, cellular component: U2 snRNP; precatalytic spliceosome. Bases 1 to 264 code for a protein of 87 amino acids.
AUGCAGGCCAGCGAUAGAUUUAACAUCAAUUCCCAGCUUGAGCACCUGCAGGCUAAAUAUGUGGGAACUGGGCAUGCCGACUUAAAUAGAUUUGAAUGGGCUGUGAACAUUCAACGCGAUAGCUAUGCAUCAUAUGUUGGACACUACCCCAUUCUAGCUUACUUCGCUAUAGCAGAAAAUGAAUCCAUUGGAAGGGAACACUACAAUUUUAUGCAGAAAAUGCUGUUACCUUGCGGCCUUCCUCCAGAAAGGGAAGAUGAUUGAGACUUGAGAAGUUAUGAGGUCGUAAUUAGAGUUGUAACACUCUGGAUCGUUAUGUGGGCUCAAAAAACUUUUUCUUUUGUUAGAUGACUCUGCUACAAAGUGACUAAUGGGAAAUGCGAACUAUUUUAUCUUGUAAUGCUCCUGUCUGAUGAAGAAUCAGUUUCCAAUUAAUUUACAGGACUCUCUACUGUAAUCUAUCAUUCUCAUCCUUUAUUUCAAGUAAAAAAUCUAUUUCGGUCAUAGUCUGGAGAACUCUUCCAUUUGUUGAUGUAUAAUUCUGCUUCACCUUGAAUUAAGUGUUUUUGUUUUUUUGUCGACAAGAACAUGAACUUAAUUUGAUAGCUAUGGAUGCUGGAUUUGGUUCAGUCAGUUAA